This is a messenger RNA of Dracunculus medinensis (Guinea worm), 1749 nucleotides long. NCBI's taxonomy places the organism in Eukaryota, Metazoa, Nematoda, Chromadorea, Rhabditida, Dracunculidae. The record is from the annotation of a GenBank genome assembly.
AUGCCCUCUAAGAAUAUUCCGAUGGUGCUAGUCGAAUCAGAAAUGUUAGAAGUAAAAGAAAAACGAGGAAGAAGAUCGAUCUUAGCAAAACUUCCUAUAUUUGGCAAUAGUUUUGGACCAGAGCCUGAAAUUCAACUACGGUUGGUGAAGGGAAUUGAAAUAGCCGAAUUAGACGCUGGCCAAAAAAUAAUCAAAUUGAAGAAAACACUGGAUCGAGAUGAGCUUAAUAUUAGUACAUUUGUCACAGUAAAGGACGUGAAUGAUAAUGCGCCUCAAUUUAGCGCUGAUAGCUAUUUUUUCGAUCUUCCUGAGGAACUUCCCGUUGGAACAAUAGUUUUCAUGAAAAUCAAGGCAACAGAUAAAGAUCAACUGGGACCGAAUAGCUUCAUAAACUAUCGAAUUUUGCCUAGUGAAUAUUCGCGAUAUUUGAAUAUUGUGGAUCCAACGUCUCCUAUUUUAACUGUUGCCGAUCGCAUCGAUUUCGAGCAGUUGAAACAAUUCGAUCUUGUCGUAGAAGCUAAAGAUAGUGGCGAUCCACCUCGUUUAUCGACAGCAAAUAUUCAUGUUACAGUAACCGACAUCGAUGACCUUAAUCCUAUAUUUCAACACGAUUUGUAUUAUGCAACACCGCAUUCUAAAGGAAUUCUCGAUGUAUCACCGGAACAAAUUUUUGCAAUUGAUGGCGACACACUUGGCGCUGCUAUUGAAUAUUCCAUUCAUGGAGUUGGAAGUGAGAAUUAUGCGAUAAGUAAUCUCGGCGUUGUGAGAGCUAUUAGCGACAAUGUGCCGCCUGCGACAUUAAUCGUGAAAGCAAAAGAAUUGAAUAGAAAUGAACGUUUCUCAAUGACAAUCUUAAAAAUAGAGAAUGAACAAAUUCAUUUCGACUUAUCGCUAUAUUCAGUUAAAUUAAUGGACAAUGUCGAACUUAAUACGGAAAUAAUUAGGAUUCAUGCCAUAUCGCCAAAUAAGGAAAUAAAUAUCACCUACAAUAUUGAAAAUCGUGAAGAAGCAAUUGUAGAUGUUGAUAAGCUAACGGGAUGGGUAUUCAUAAAAGCGCCGCUUAAAGAUAAAAAAUAUUCUUAUCGCUUAUCAGCAACGGAUGGAAAGAUGAAGGCAUGGACACGUUUGGAUAUUGCAGUGGAAAAUAAUAAAGCACCAAUUUUCGAUAAAAAUUCUUAUUCAUUUCGUAUUGGUCAAACCUCUUCGAUUGGAAGCGUUCGAGCUUCUGUUAGUGAAAAUACAAUAAAAAAAAAUGAUCGUUUCGAAUUAAAAUCUAAAAAUUGGUAUUUUACGAUUGAUGACAAUGGACAAAUAAAAAAAUUAAUGAAACCACCGUUACCGGCUGAAUUGGUGGUUAUCGCUGAAGGUUUGAAUGGCCUUCGCUCAUUCACCACAGUUAAUAUUAGUCUUGAUGCUAUUCCAAUUUCAACAUUCACCACCGUUUCAGCAAUAAUUUUUGGAAUUAUCGUUUUAUUCUCCAUCAUUCUUAUUUUCAUUGUUAUUCGAAGGCUUAUAAAUAUAUGGCGACAAAAACAUGUAUGCUGGCUAAGAACAACUGGCAAUAAUUCAAUUAUUAUGUCAAAAUCGAAAUCAUUUGAUAGCGGAUAUCCUAUCGAGGAAGAAAAUGAAAAAAAUCGAGAUCUCGACAAUUAUAUGAAUAGUUCAUCUUUUCCUGUAUCUAUUUCUCCAUUAAGAACACUUAGUAAUUUUCCAAUUAAAACUACUCGAUAUUCAUUUCAAAAUAGUUAA